Messenger RNA from Canis lupus familiaris (dog), 7627 nucleotides. RefSeq names its product TBC1 domain family member 19 (gene TBC1D19). The coding region runs from base 1 to 1545 and encodes 514 amino acids. The transcript is spliced from 21 exons. Lineage: Eukaryota; Metazoa; Chordata; Mammalia; Carnivora; Canidae. The record is from RefSeq and is a predicted model, not a curated record.
AUGUACAGUUUGGAAGCUAUUACAGUGAUCCAAAUGAGAAAUGAUGAGGACUUAGGCUCAAAUGCCAGUCUUCAGAGACCUGAGAUUAAACUUGAAUCAUUAAAAGAAGAUAUUAAGGAAUUCUUUAAAAUAUCAGGUUGGGAGAAGAAACUUCAGAAUGCUGUUUAUAGUGAACUGAGUGUGUUUCCUUUACCUAGUCAUCCUGCUGCACCUCCUGAACAUCUGAAAGAACCUUUGGUAUACAUGAGGAAAGCACAGGGAAGUUGGGAAAAAAGAAUUUUGAAGAGUUUAAAUAGUAUGUGCACUGAACUGAGUAUCCCAUUGGCACGAAAGAGGCCAGUUGGAGAACAGAAAGAACUUCUCAAUAAAUGGAAUGAAAUGGGAACUGAUGAACCAGAUUUAAGCCUUUUCAGACCUGUUUAUGCACCGAAGGAUUUUCUGGAGGUGUUAAUUAAUCUUCGCAACCCAAAUUAUGAAAAUGGUGAUUCUCUUAGUUUCAGGACUCAUUUGGGUUUAAUCCAAGUUCCUCUGAAAGUAAAAGACAUCCCUGAAUUGAAAGAAUUUUUUGUUGAACUCGGCUUAACUACAGGACAGCUGGGUAUAGAUGAUUCUACACAAGUGCCUCCUGAACUUUUUGAAAAUGAGCAUGUACGUAUUGGGCAAAAAGUCCUAGCAGAACAAGAUAGUGCUGCUGCUCAGCAAUAUAUCAGACAAGGAAGCCCUACAGCACUGAGAGCAGAAUUAUGGGCUCUCAUUUUGAAUAUUUCCAGUCAACCUGAGGAUAUCUUGUAUUAUGAGCAGCUUAAGACAAAUGUGAUACAACAUGACCUUUUGGUGGACAGUCUAAUCUAUAAAGAUGUGAAGUUGACAGCAAGCAAUGAUGAUUAUUAUUUUGUAUUUGAAGAUUAUUUAUAUCAGGUGUUACUUUGUUUUUCCCGGGAUACAUCCGUGUUGGGUCAUUUUGCAUACAACAGUGCUUCACCACCGAAGUCCUACAUAAGAGGAAAACUAGGACUAGAAGAAUAUGCAGUCUUUUAUCCACCAAAUGGAGUAAUCCCUUUCCAUGGAUUUUCAAUGUAUGUUGCACCACUUUGUUUUCUAUACCAUGAACCUUCCAAAUUGUAUCAGAUAUUCCGUGAGAUGUAUGUGCGUUUUUUCUUCAGACUCCAUUCCAUCUCUUCUCAUCCUUCUGGUAUUGUGUCCCUCUGUUUGCUGUUUGAAACUCUUCUUCAAACCUAUCUCCCCCAGCUCUUUUAUCAUCUACGAGAAAUUGGAGCUCAGCCACUUCGCAUAUCCUUUAAAUGGAUGGUUCGAGCUUUUUCUGGAUACUUAGCUACAGAUCAACUCCUGCUUUUGUGGGAUAGAAUCCUAGGAUACAACUCUCUGGAAAUUCUUGCUGUGCUGGCAGCUGCUGUGUUUGCUUUCCGAGCAGUGAACCUGAUGGAGGUGACAUCACUGGCUGCAGCUGAAGCCGUUCUUGCUGACCUUUCUACUUUAAAAGUUAUGCCUCUUCUUCAAAUUUUUCUGUUCGCUACUGUCACCUGAUCUCCUUCAAGGUCACUGACAACACAUCUAGUUUUUCAUUAAAAAAUAAUCAUGAACUAUGCAAACUCUGCAUAAAACCAAAAUUAAACUUUGCAUAUAAGCCAAUAAAGAUCAUGUUCCCUCUUCAGUUAAACAUAAGUAGUUUUUCACUUUUUGAAACAAUAACUCCGCACACCAAAUAUUGCACUGCAUGCUGCUGAUUUUCAAGAGAGAAGCAAUAGACGUAAUUCCUGCUAAAUUGAGCAUAGUAUCUCUAUACUCCUGACUUGUAAAAGGCAUGUAACCAUAUAUGCAAUAAGAACGAAAGAUACUGUAAUAAACUUGAAGAGGUAAUGUAGCCUCUGGGACAAUUUUCUUAUGUCAGUUUGUAAAUUUAUCUCUAGAUAAUGUAUCAUUUUGUCUUGUAAAUUGCUCUUCACUCAGAGCCAGGGGUGGAGUAGAAUGUGGUAAGAUUUGAAAAAGGUAAUGGAAGUCAAGCGUACUUUGGUCUUCUUGAUGACUUUUCUCUCAUCCGAGAUCUUCUAGAUCCCUUUCCAUUUUACUUCCCCCUGAAAGGUCUCAGUGGGGCAGACCAAAUACAGGUGUCUCCACCUGACAGUAUCUUCUUCAUCACUUUCCGAAAAAAGAACAUCACGGAGUGAUGCCAUCAAACUCAACCUUCCGCCUCUUGCUUAAGAAGACUUGACACUGCCGAGGCCUGUUGCGAGUCUGUUACUUUGGAAGCAUGCAAAGAGGACACCCAAGGAUUCAAUGAAGGGAAUGAAAAAUCAAAAGCUUAUCCGCUUUUGCCGAAUCUUGGUUUAACAAGAUUUACUUCCAGGGCAGAGCAGCUGAGAAACCAGAAGUAGGUACCAUAUACAUUCAUUUUAGAACUGAAGACAUUAUGUGAUGCCUCAGUCUCAUUUGGGUCUUUAUUGUAAGUGAAGGGUUUUAUUUUAUAUCUCUUCCUAAAGACCUACCAUUUCUGUAAUUCGGAAUAAUAUAAUGUGAAAAAAAGUCCAAAUUCAAGAUACUGAUCAUUUCAACACAACUUUGAAUCAAGAGAUUGAUACUCUUACUGAAUGCCUGGAAUUGUAUUAAGUUUUGUCCAAAUGUGUUUCCUGAAUUUUUUAUUUAAAGACUAUAUAUAAAUUAGGAAAUGUCUGAGGUUUAACACAAGACUGCAAGUGUGAUGAAAUUUGACAGAAUUAGUUCUUAAUUUGCUAAUCUUUAUUAUAUGCUUUAUUCAUCAGGUACUUAUUGAACACAAAAUAAUCAUUUAUUAUUCAGUAAUUGAUUCUUAAGAAACCCCAUUUCAUUGCUUUUGAAAGUGAUUCAGUUAUGACCACAUGCUUUGCCAUUGGGUGUGUGCAAAUGCACAUUCAUCACAAAGAUAAGCACUACUAUCUCCCGUUCUUCCCUGUUAGAGUUUUAAAUGAUUAAAGUCAACUGUGUACAGAUACGCCCAUUGUUGGCUUCCUUAAGAGAAUACUCAUCAGCCUUUUUAAAAGGCGAUGUAGUGAUCUAGUAGGAAAACUCUAGACUGAGAGUUCUUGUCCUAGCUGUGACUCCCUAGAUGAUUUAAUCUCUCUUAUCUGUAAUUGAGGGGGUGGAGGGUGUGAGGACAGGCAAUGGGAAAUUAUUGUAUUUGUUUUUGUUUACCUUACCAGGUUGAAUAAGACUAAAUGAGAAAAUAUAUUUGAAAGUGAUUUAACUGCAAAGCACCAAGCAAAUGUAAGAUGUUGUUGGUAAUUAAUUUUAAAUACGACAUUUUAAGGCCAAGCGCUAGAAGAUAUAUAUGAAGAAUGCCUAACUUCAUUAGCAUCUGUCCGACUUAUUUGAUAAUUUGAGACAGUGACUAUAAAAAAAUGAAACAUGGAACAUGGCAUAGCGGAUCCUUUCAUGAAACAGGUGGCUUCAGCCAGCAGUGCUGAAUCUGAACCCCAAAGCCACUCCACAAUGCUGCUGUCACAAACCCCUCCGGGCCAUGUGCUGCUCUUAGCUGCUUGUUAAAAUACUGCAUCAAGGGCAGUCAGGCUGUCUUCCCUACAUUGCCUCUUACUGCACUCCUCACACUGCCCCUCCCUGGCUUCCUCCCUCCUGUGGCCUCCUGUGCCGCCUCCUACCAACGCCUGAACCACAUCCCCCAUAUGCCCUGCUAGUGGUCACAAGGACCUGAGUGUUACCUAUAAUCUUUCUGUCUGCAACUUAUGGCGAAAUAAGCUACAGGCAAAUUGUAUUCGGCUUUUCUGGAUUUCAGUUCACCCACUAAUGUAACAUGUGUGACUUUAUAUGAUGGAAGAGUUUAUUGAACAGUCUUUCUGACAGCGUUUUGGUAAUGCAGCUUUCUGGCUAAUUGAAAUUCCCAGCACCCCGGCUAACUGCAUAGCACCCCCUUACACUCAGAAGGUACUCCCUUUUCCUAUUCCAUAGACAAGAUAAAGAACAUUAAGAUUGAACCCCCUCAGCCUUCUGCUUUAAAACUUAGCUUUAUCCCCCCCUCCCCCAUACUUAUCUCCUUCCUCCUUCUCAGAAACUGUCUAACCUAUUCCCGUAGCUCUCUAAAUACAGGCUCGGUUUUGUCACUUCCAUGCUUAAAAAUUAAACAAUACCUAAUUGCUUGAAGGAUAAAAGUCCGGGCUCUAUAGCAUAGCAUGGUGGGAAAAAUUCUCCACAGCUUGGUCUUUCCAUUUCUAGGCCCCACUCUGACCCAUUAUCCUGUACCUCAGUUUCACCAGGUUACUUGCUCAUCUUCAACCAGCUAUGGCCAUGCACUUGGUCUCUGCCAGAAGCACCUCCAUAUUUCAAGGCCCAACUAAAAAAAAUCUCUACUGUGAAGACACCCUGGCAUCUGUAAAUUGGAAUUAAUUACGCCCUUCCUUUGUUCUCAUAAAACUGCUGAUCCACUAAUAUAUGGGUGCUUAGAGUUUUGAGUGACCGUGUUUUGUAUAUAUGUUGAUUUUUAAAUCUUUAUUCCAAAGUCAGUUUUCAUUGACUGGUCCUAAGUAUGGAGGAUGAAAGAAUUUGUCCAUUUGUGUUUUUGUCGUCUGACUUGUUCUAAAAAUUGUUGGGAUCUGUUUUCUUAAAACGUAAUUCCUCCUAAGUAUCUACUAGUAUCCCUUCUUCCACAAAGGCUCUCAUUUUUAUUUGGAGAUGCCCCCACCUCCACCCCAGCCCGCUAUGUUCCAGAUGAGGCUGACUCCACCCCAGGACCUCUGGAUCCUGGUCAAGCCAGUCAUUAUGCACCAUCUCUCUUGGCCACAGGGAUUGCUUCAGAGAUCUAAGACCAAUGAGGACGAAUGAAAAUUCAUUACAAGACUUUAGUUUAAUCUUUCAGGAAACCGGAAAAAGAGGAUAUAGGCUCAGGAGCUGUAGUCUAGAAAUGAAAAGUGUGAAAAGCUGCUCUGUCGAUCUUGUUGAUCCCCCGAGUCACAUUCUACCAAUCUGUCCCUGGACAGCAUUGUUACAUGAGCCAAAACAUUCUCUCAGAAAGGAUCCUCAGUGAAGAUAUAGUUAUCUUACCUUGUAGGUCAUCUACUACUACAUGGGUAUCCUUGGUACAGGACUCCUGUCUACACACAGCUUAAACUGGAGGAAUCUUUUUGUCUUCAACUUUUUUUAAGAUGCACCAUGACCUUACAAGGACAAAUUCUUUGUUCCAGACCUAAGCACCUGAAGUACCUUAAACACAUAGUAUGUCUCUCAACUUUGGCCCCUUGCCCAUACAGCACCCUCUGCUUAGAAUGCCUUCUCUUCCAUCUUUAUCAAACUCUUUCUUGUACCUCAAAACCCAACUCAGGUGUUGCAUCAUCAGGGAAGACUGCUUUCUUAUGAAUUCUCAUACUCUAAGUAUACAUAAGCUAUAUCAUAAUCACAUACAUAUUAGCUUGUCUUUCUUGCACUGUAACUCCUUAAGCGCCAAAAUGGUUUCUUUUUCAGCUUUAUAUCUCUAGAACCUGGCAAUGUGCUUGCCCCAUAGCAGGCCUUAAUAAAUGUUUAUUGAAUGAACAGAAGAAAUCAUCUAACCUAAUUCACUCAUUUUACUGAUAAGGAAACUUGCUCAGUACACAGUAAUAACUUAACUUGUUCAGUGUCACAUGACUAUUUUACCCACUAAAUUGCUUUGUGGAGUUGCCUCCGUAAUUGAGACUAUCUUCCCUUCCAAAACGGAAGAAUAUUCUUGAGUUAAAAAAAAAAAAUACACUUCAUAAACAACUUUAUAAACACUUCACCUCACUCAGCUUUUUUCAUUUAAAUCUACUUUAUUAAGGUAUAAUAUAUGUACAGUAAAAUGUAUGCAUUUCAUAGGGUUUCACAAGUGUAUAUCCCCACAUCACCAUCACCACACAGUCAUUUGUAGUAUGCAACAUUUCUACAUCUGUAACAAUUCUCUUUAAGCCUCUCUCCAUAUGAUCUCCCAUAUACACCUUCACUUCAAACAACCCCUCAUCUGCUCUGUCCCUAAAGUUUACAUUGAUCUUUCUAGAGUUUCAUGUAAAUGGAAUCUUAUAUAUGUACUCUUUGGGUCUGGUUUCUUUUGCUCAGCAUAAUGUUUGAGAUUCAUCCAUGUUGUGUGAUUAGUUGUCCAUUCCUUUUUAUUACUGAGCAGUAUUUCAUUGUAUGACUGUUUCAUGCAGUUUGUUUAUCCAUCAUUGUUAAUGGUCAUCCAUGUUCUUAUACUUCGAUGAAUUAUGGAUACAGCCACUAUAAACAUUUGUAUGCAAGCCUUUAUGUGGAUCUUCCCAUAGAUCUUCCUUUCUUUUGAGUAAAUACUUAGGAGUACAAUUGCUGAAUCAUACAUGAGCAUAAAUUUAACUUUCCAAGGAACCUCUCAACUCUUCUGAAGUGGUUCUACCAUUUUACAUUCCUACUAGCAGUGUGUAAGAGUUCUAAUUGCUCCAAAUCCUCACCAACACUUGGUAUUAUCAUGUUGAUCAUUCUAAUAAGUGGUUUUAACUUGCAUUUCCCUAAUUACUAAUGAUGUUGAGCAUCUUUUCAUGCUUUUUCGCCAUUUAUACAUAUUCUUUUGGAAAGUGUUCAAAUAUUUUGCCCAUUUUUAAUUAUCUUAAGUUGUAAGAAUUUCUUAUUCUGAAUACAAUUAUGGCUUGUAAAGUUUUUUCCCAUGCUGUGGCUUACCUCUUAAUUUUCUUGGCUAUCUUUUAAAAAGCAGAAGUUUUAAUUUUAUUGAAUCAAUUUAUCAUUUUUCUUUUAUAGCUCCUGUUUUUUGUGUCCUAUCUAAGAAAUCUUUCCAUAACUUAAGAUCACAAAGACUUUUUUUUCUAUGUUUCUUUCUAGAAACUUUAUAGAUUUAGCUCUUACAUUGAGGCCUGUAAUACUUUUUUUAAAGUUAAUUUGUGUAUGAUACAAGAGUUAAGGAUUGAGGGUCAUGUUUUUGCAUAUGGAUAUGCAAUUGUCCCAGCACUGUUGGCUCAAAAAAACUAUCGCUUUUAUGUCAACACCUCUGUAUAAAGUCUAUGGAUCAUAUAUAUCUUUAGGCUUAUUUCUGGAUUCUCUUCUGUUCCUUGGGUUUAUGUCUGUCCUUCUCCAAUACCACACUGUGUUGAUUUUGAAGCUCUAGAGAAAAUCUUGAAAUCAGGUAGUUUAAGUUGUCCGGUUUCUUUUCCUGUGUUAAAAUUGUUUUGGCUACUCUAAGUUCUUUGCAUUUCUAAAUAACAUUUAGAAUUAGCUUUUCCACUUGUACCAAAAUUGUUUUAAAAGGUGCUGGGAUUUUUAUUGAGAGACUAUUGAUACCUUAACAAUAUUGAGCCUACCAAUCCAUGAAAAUGAGAUACCUCUCCAUUUAGUUAUGUCUUCUUUAAUUCCAUUCCGUAAUAUUUUGUAGUCCUCGGUGUGGAGUUCUUGUACAUAUUUUGUUAAAAUAUCCCUAAUUCUUUUGCAUUUUUAUGCUAUUGUAAAUGGUAUUUUUAAUUUCACUUUCCAGUGGUUUGUUAAUACAGAGAAACAAAAUUGAUUUUUUAAUAAUGCCCUUGUAUCCUGAGACCUUGCUAAACUUGCCAUUCCUAAUAUCCCUUUUUGUAGCCUCCCUAAGAUUUUCUACAUAUACAAUAUGUCAUCUAUAAAUAAAGACAGUUUUACUUUUUUU